AUGGCAUCCCUAGGAGAAUAUACUUCUGAAGAAGUCGGGAAACACAAGACGAAGAACGACUUGUGGAUUGUCAUACAUGGAAAGGUCUAUAAUGUCACCGAGUAUGUUCGCGACCAUCCCGGCGGAGCAGAUGUUCUUUGCGAUGUCGCCGGAACAGAUGCAACGGAAGCAUACGAAGAUGUCGGUCACUCUGAAGAUGCCGAUGAAAUCCUGAAGACAUACUUGAUAGGCACUGUGAAGGGAGUUCGCGAGUUCAAUCGUCCCAAGGCUGUUCGGGUAAUCCAGCAAGAACCACUGCAACCAAUCUCAACCAAACCCUCGAACACACCUUUUGGCAGCAUCGCAAUCGCCACAGGCUCGAUCGGAGGCAUGGUGGCGCUCGUUCUUCUAUAUACGCAAGGGCAUUUACAUGUCCCCUUGGACAGAUUGUUUUCUAAGCUGUCGCAGCUUGUGCCAAAUUGGGCACAAAAGCUCCCUGUUCCAAGAUUGAGUCUUGCGCGAGGCGGAUUUUUGAAUGGAAUUCUCACCAGUACCGCUGUCUUCGCGACAGUGGGGAGUAUCGUUGGCAUCAAAGUGUCCAAAUUCACUCAAAUUCAAUCGGGCUUCACUCGAUACCCCCCGCACGUCAAGGCCAGGAGAACGCCAGAGAUCAACCGACACGAGUUGAAGGGAUUUCUCGAGCCCAAGAACUUCAAAGAGCUGCCACUGAUUGCCAAGUUACAACUUUCGCCUAGCGUUUACCGCUUUACUUUCCAGCUUCCGAGCCCGCGCGAUAAAAUUGGCCUUCCAAUCGGACAACACGUCGCCAUCAAGGCUACCGUCAAUGGAGAGUCAGUUUCCCGAUCCUAUACCCCGACAUCGAACAACCUAGAUCUUGGUGUCCUAGAAUUGGUGAUCAAGUGCUAUCCAGAUGGCCUUUUUACUGGUCAAUACCUUGCAAAUCUGGUCGUGGGCGACAAAGUUCUCUUCCGGGGACCGAAGGGCAUGAUGAGAUAUCGACGCGGUCUCUGUCGACGCGUUGGCAUGAUUGCCGGUGGAACUGGCAUCACUCCAAUGUACCAGCUCAUUCGUGCUAUCUGCGAAGACGAGCGUGAUACCACAGAGAUAAGCCUUAUCUACGCGAAUCGUUCCGAAGAGGAUAUUCUCCUACGGGAGGAGCUAGAAGCAUUCGCACGCAAGUACAUGAACUUGAAGAUUUGGUACAUGCUGGACCAGCCCCCUCAGGAUUGGACGUACGGAGAGGGCUACGUGACCUCUCAGGUCAUGAGUGAAAGACUGCCUAGUCCAGCCAUGGAUACCAAAAUCAUGCUCUGUGGGCCGCCCGGAAUGAUCAACGCGUCCAAGAAGGCUUUGGUGAACCUCGGGUUCGAAGCCCCUGGUGCGGUGACAAAGAUGACAGAUCAAAUCUUUUGUUUUUAG
Penicillium maclennaniae is the source of this 1419-nucleotide messenger RNA. Its product is annotated as putative cytochrome b5 reductase. The transcript is spliced from 2 exons. Lineage: Eukaryota; Fungi; Ascomycota; Eurotiomycetes; Eurotiales; Aspergillaceae. The record is from RefSeq and is a predicted model, not a curated record. Gene Ontology annotation, molecular function: heme binding; oxidoreductase activity. The coding region runs from base 1 to 1419 and encodes 472 amino acids. Gene Ontology annotation, cellular component: endoplasmic reticulum.